This is a messenger RNA of Saccharomycopsis crataegensis, 711 nucleotides long. It is a transcript of the gene NOP6, whose product is annotated as Nop6p. Gene Ontology annotation, biological process: ribosomal small subunit biogenesis. Bases 1 to 711 code for a protein of 236 amino acids. Gene Ontology annotation, cellular component: nucleolus. The record is from RefSeq and is a predicted model, not a curated record. NCBI's taxonomy places the organism in Eukaryota, Fungi, Ascomycota, Saccharomycetes, Ascoideales, Saccharomycopsidaceae. Gene Ontology annotation, molecular function: rRNA binding. The transcript has a single exon.
AUGGCAGAAGAACUGGCUCAGAAACUUACAAAGAAGCAAAGAAAGGCCCUUGAGUUUCGUAAGAAGAAAUCUCAGAACCCUGAUGAUGCUGCUGAUGCCGCUGCUCCUGCUCCUGCUCCUACUGCUGAUGCUGAUGCUCCUUCCACAGACGAUAAAAGUGAGGGAAAAUCAAAAGAUACAACAUCCCAUGAAAAACCAGAAAUAACAGAUGAACAACCAAAAAAGAAGCGUAAAACCAGAAGAGGAAAGAAAGGAAAAGGAUCGUCCAAAGAACCAAGAAGUAUUUUAUUCGUGGGGAACUUGCCAUACAACGUCACCGAAUCAGAUCUACGAACCCUUUUCAAGAAUUCCAAGCCUGAUGUCGUGAGAAUUAGACAGGAUAAAGGGAUUGCGUUUGUGGAAUUCAAGAUCGUCGAUGAUGGAUCAUCGACUUUAAGAUCAAGAAUGGACAUUGCCUUAACGAAACAUCAUUCGAUUUUCCAGAAUAGAAGAAUCAAUGUCGAAUUGACCGCCGGUGGGGGUGGUAAUUCUAAAAACAGAUUGGAAAAAAUCAAGGAGAAGAAUGAAAAGUUGAUGGAGGAAAGAAAAGUAAAGAUUGAGGAACAAAAUAAGAAGCUAAGAGAAAAAAGAAAAGCAGAAAAGGCCGUGGCCGACGCUGCACCAUCAUCCGGUAUUCAUCCUUCAAGAUUAGCAAUGAUGAAGAAAAAAUGA